AUGCAGGCACCUACGCGCAUAAAGAAGCAGUCAGAAAAGAAGAGCAAAGUCACGGACAAUCUUGAGAAAGACGAGGUUGAGCUGCGGCUUGAGAAGGCACUGUUUGGGGACGAUGCAGGAUUUCUUGAAUCGUUGAAGAGACAAGACGUUACACAUGACAGAUCCUUGGUUCACCUCAAGGACGAUGCAAGUGAAGACUCAGAAGUUGAGGAUGGAGACGGAGGGCUGAGCGAUGUACCCGACGAGGAUCUCUUCUUCCUCGACAGCGGCACAGGUGCCUUGCCUGCAGCUGUGAAGCGAGAACUCGAACAGACUGCGCCCUCGCAAAUAAACGUUGAACGGAAGCAAGCAUGGUAUGACAGCGACGACGACCGCAUCACAGUUUCUCUUGCUUCAAACACUCGCUUACGCAAAUUACGUGAUACCGGAGACGAUGAUAUAGUCAGUGGAAGAGAGUAUAUUGAACGCUUACGGAGGCAAUAUGAAAGACUUCACCCCACACCAGAAUGGGUCACGUACGCGAGAAAGCGGAGGCGAUUGUCGCAAGAUGCGGAAGAGCAGAACGACGACUCGGACUCUGACGUCUCAUUGGCUGACGAGGAUGGCGAGGGUUUGCUUUCUGCGAAACCACUCGCGGACCUGCUUCGCACUGCCGGCUCGCUGACUCGAGCGGGUGUAAGCCCGGGAGCCUCAAAGGGAAAGCGAAAGCUUAGACCUGAAGUCCUCGACAUUCAACGCACCAAGGAUGUCGCUGCGGCCGGCCCAUCCUCGAUUGACAGUCUCCAAUUCCACCCAUGCUACCCUCUACUUCUUUCCUCCGGACCAAGCUCAACCAUCACCCUGUACCAUAUAUCGCCGCAUCCGCCAAACCCGAAUCCGAUUCUCAGCUCACUUCACAUCAAAGGCACGCCGAUCCACACCGCAGAAUUCUGCCACCGCAACGACCAGACACGGAUCUUCUUCUCUUCCCGCCGACGCUACUUCCACACCUGGUCACUCUCGACAGGACAGAUCCAAAAGGUCACGCGCGCCAUGUACGGCACAACCCGACACUCUCAGCGAACGAUGGAACAGUUCAAACUGUCGCCCUGUGGGCGAUGGAUGGGACUUAUCUCAUCAGCGAAAAAGGGCGGCGGCGCGAUCAACGUGCUCUCUACCGCAACUAUGCAAUGGCAGUGCUCAUGUCGGGUGGAUUCACGCGGCGGCGUCGCGGACUUUGCAUGGUGGCGCGACGGCAACGGGUUUGCAGCGGUUGGGAAGAACGGCGAGGUCAGCGAAUACGAUAUCACGCAGCGGAGAGUGGUUCGGCGGUGGAUAGACGACGGCGCCGUCGGCACGACCAUCAUCGCCUUGGGCGGCGAAAUCGGCACCCACGAUGUUUCCUUCCUCGGCGGCAGCCGUUGGGUCGCCCUCGGCUCGAGCAGCGGUGUCGUCAACCUCUACGACCGGCGCAGCUGGAUCGAGACUGAGAAACUCCUACCUGGCGCCACCACUGUAACUGACCACCGGCCCGAACCACUCCGCUCCUUCGAUCAGCUGACAACACCAACUUCACACCUGGAGUUCUCGCCCGAUGGGCAGAUGCUCGUGAUGGCGUCGCGGUGGAAGAAGAACGCGCUGCGGCUGGUGCAUCUGCCCACCGCGACACUGUACCGCAACUGGCCCACCGACAAGACGCCACUCGGCCGCAUCUCCUCGCUCGCCUUGUCCCCCGACGGUGGCUACCUCGCGGUCGCGAACGAGCAGGGGAAAAUUCGGCUGUGGGAGAUUAGGGAGUAA
Messenger RNA from Exophiala aquamarina CBS 119918, 1779 nucleotides. RefSeq lists its product as uncharacterized. The record is from RefSeq and is a predicted model, not a curated record. Gene Ontology annotation, cellular component: Pwp2p-containing subcomplex of 90S preribosome; small-subunit processome. The transcript is spliced from 3 exons. Gene Ontology annotation, biological process: rRNA processing. Gene Ontology annotation, molecular function: protein binding. NCBI's taxonomy places the organism in Eukaryota, Fungi, Ascomycota, Eurotiomycetes, Chaetothyriales, Herpotrichiellaceae. Bases 1 to 1779 code for a protein of 592 amino acids.